Messenger RNA from Vitis riparia (riverbank grape), 516 nucleotides. RefSeq lists its product as uncharacterized. The transcript has 2 exons. The record is from RefSeq and is a predicted model, not a curated record. NCBI's taxonomy places the organism in Eukaryota, Viridiplantae, Streptophyta, Magnoliopsida, Vitales, Vitaceae. The coding region runs from base 1 to 516 and encodes 171 amino acids.
AUGGCUGAAACUGUUGUUCUCACAGAUGCACAGAGGAAGCACAUUGAAGAUCAACAAUUAAAUGAUUUGAAGGCAAAGAACUAUCUAUUUCAGAGUUUUGGAUGUAUUUCACAUGUUCAUGUGCCUGACAGUAAAAGAACAAAGCUUGAUGAUAAAAGUUUCAGUUGUGUAUUGCUGGGAGUUAGUGAAGAAUCAAAGGCUUACAGACUCUAUGACCCAAUUUCACAAAAGAUCAUAAUCAGUAGGGAUGUUGUAUUUGAAGAAGACAAGAAUUGGGAUUGGGAUAAGAAGUAUGAAGAAGCCAUCGUGUGUGAUCUGGAAUGGGGUGAUGAUGGGGAAGAAGCAACUGUGAAUGAAGAAGAAAGUGACUCUAAUCUUGAUGCUGAUAUAGAAGAAGACACAGAAGAAAAUAAUGCUACUGCCACAGCCGCUGAAUCUGAUGCUGCAGUUACUACAUCUGAUUUAUUAAUUCAAAAUAGAGACAACCCUUCCAAUUCAAAUGCCUGCAAGAAAUAG